AUGACUUGGCAUUUCAAUCUCCCCGCACGAGUCAACUCUAACGACUCCGCAAUGUCGGUCCCUCAUUACUUCAUCCUUAACAACCAUGCGUCGAGUCAAGAAAUCCCGCAACGGGUGUUCCCGAUGCAAAAUGCCCUGGUGCUUGUGUGGGACUCCCCAGCUAACGCAGAUCCACAGGUGAAGUGCGGAGAGGAGAAACCUCACUGCAAUCGCUGUACUCGCCUAGGGGUCCGAUGCCCCGGUUAUGUACAGUCCCUGAAAUGGGUUACUAAAUAUGAAGAGCCCAGUCCUGGCGCAUCGUCCGAUGGGAAGGCCUUGAGUCCUGCGCCUCCUCAAGGUCAAAUAUCACCGAAACAACCUUCGCUCCCGACACAGCAGAUCCUACCCACUGACGACCCCAUCGGCGGGCCUUCGCAUGAUUUAGAAUCUUCGGGGUUUGGCCUCGAUGAAUCAAAUUCACUUUGUGAUCACCUGUGGGACCUACCAGGCAACGGAUCCUUGCCUGAACUGUCUGAUCUAUGCCCAUCCCCAAUCCCGAUAUCAUCGGCAUUCCAGCAGUCUCAUCAGGCAGUCGAUGACUUUAUCUCAUCUGCAGACAAUGCAGUGGACCUCUCACACUUCCUCUCCCUGAUCGGACCAACAAACAACGAGGAAGAAGGAGGAGGGGGAGGGACAGGCAGUAUAUACCGUGAUUUUUCCCCAUCGGCCAUUGUACGAAGCUAUCCGCCCGCACCGCAACGAUCAACAUCUCGCGACUUCAUGUCAAUCUCCCGACCACUAAACAACCCAUCAUGGACACUCAUCGAGUACUACUUCAAAGAGGUCGCAGCCCUCUUCUCCAGCUACGACAGCCAAAUGAAUCCAUUCCGCACAACAGUCUCACGCCUAUGGGGCUCAUCACUAGCAAUGUGCCGCACAAUGCAAAGCAUGGCCGCGGCAACUCUAGUAAACGACUUCCCUCAAUUCGGACCCCUAGGCCGCAAAAUGCGAGACGAGGCCGUGGAAAUAAUAACCCGCGAAGCAGUCAUGGACGACAAAGCCCUCCUAGCCCUCCUCAUGCUCGGCCAAACAGCAAGCUGGCACGAUCCCAAGGACCUGGGUAUAUCUUUCUUCAACCUCCUUCGCAAGCAACUGACCACAAUCGGAUCAUCAACCACUCCAGACUUCGGCUUCGUCAAAAGCACAAGUAACAACUACCGCUUCUUCGAAGAAGCGCUUAUAUACUGGGAAAUGCUGCUCUCCUUCGUCGCGGAUACAGACAUCGUCUCUACCGCACCCUGGACGGGUAUCGCUCGCGACACCCAAUUCACAGUCCACGAAGUAGGUCGAUUAGUCCGACGUGAACGGCAACGCGUCCGAGCACGCAGAUUCACCUCGCAGGAAGAAAUCGCCCGCGCUCAAAUUGCCAUUGAGAAAGCGCGAGAAUUGGAAGAAAGACUUCUCGCUCUGGCGCAUCCUACUGAGGCGGAAAUCGUCUCGCCCGGUGACGACGAAACGCCCGUCUGGCAUCUACUCACUAUGGCGGAGGUUUAUCGUUGUACGGGAUUAAUGCAGUUAUAUCGCGUUUUUCCUGAUUUACUUCGCAAUCGUCUACCUAAUUCCGCAUCAUCAUCGUCCACUUCGGCUCGAGACCCGUUCUUCCCGAUUGAUCUGGACAGUAUGAAUAUGUCAGCUGGAGGGGGAUUCUGCGAUACACAUACAAAUCCGGGUUCGGCUCGAGGAGGUCCAUCAGGAAAUCAAACGCACCAUUCAACACAGCCCUCGCCCUCUACAACAAAUACCUUCACAAAUACAAAUACAAAUACAGACACCGACCCCGACGAUUCAGAAUCCCUAUAUAACAACUGGCUCACAGAAUUCGCCAUAACAACCCUCUCCCGCCUAAAAACCAUCCCCCUCGAAUCUCGCACAAGAUGUUUACAACCUUUCCUCCUCGUCGCAGCGAGCAGCGAGCUUCGUCUCCCACGUUCAACAUCACACCUACCUCACACUUCCCACGAUUCCCCACAAAGUCGAACUCGAAGUCGAACUCAACACCACCAUCAGCCUCAAACUCCAGACGAUCUCGAAAACAACCACGACGACGAUACCGAACAACCAAGUAUAUCAAUGGAAGCCAUCGAAAUUUCCCGAACAAGAAGAUUCAUCCUCGGCAGACUAACCUCAUUCCUACAUGUCCUCCCGCCAAAACCGAUUAAUGUCUGUCUGAGGUUGGUUAGGGAGGUAUGGAAGCGGAUGGAUGCGGGGGAGACAGAUGCUUAUUGGAUUGAUGUUAUGAUUGAGAAGGGGUGGGAGACUACCAUGGGGUGA
Molecule: messenger RNA, 2310 nt
Organism: Penicillium cosmopolitanum
Lineage: Eukaryota; Fungi; Ascomycota; Eurotiomycetes; Eurotiales; Aspergillaceae
Product: Zn(II)2Cys6 transcription factor
Exons: 3
Coding region: 1-2310 (769 amino acids)
Biological process (GO): positive regulation of transcription by RNA polymerase II
Cellular component (GO): nucleus
Molecular function (GO): transcription cis-regulatory region binding; zinc ion binding; DNA-binding transcription factor activity, RNA polymerase II-specific
Source: RefSeq, a predicted model, not a curated record